AAUCGUGAAACAGCCAUGGAACUCUUUAAAGUAGCGGCCUCCCGUGAACAUGCCGACGCACAAGUCAAUUUGGGUUUAAUGUAUUUGCAAAUCAAUGAUAAUAAAAAAGCCUUCGAGUAUUUUAAGUUAGCUGCAAAUCAAGCUCAUCAUCUCUUAGCAUAUUAUCACUUAGCUGAAAUAUAUAUGAAAGGGCUUGCGAAUGAACAAAGAUCAUGUCCCUUAGCUGCUGCAUUCUACAAAAAUGUUGCAGAGAGAGGCGAUUGGCUUCAUUCACCAUUUCCUGCAGCAUAUGCAGCAUACUCUUCUGGUGAUCGUGAUGAUGCGUUAAUUAAUUAUUUAAUAGCGGCAGAGAGAGGAUACGAAGUCGGACAGUCAAAUGUUGCUUGGUUAUUAGACAAAGAUAAGUCAUGGUGGCAUUUACCACAUUUAGUUCCGAAACCAGAUCAGUCACGUGAUAAAUUGGCCCUUCUUUAUUGGACACGGUCAGCAAAUCAAGGCAAUGUUGACGCACGAGUAAAGAUGGGUGACUAUUAUUUCAAAGGAUUUGGUACCGACGUAGAUUAUGAAAAAGCUGCAGCUUGCUACCAAGUUGCUGCAGAAGCAGAUUUCAGUGCCAUGGCAAUGUGGAAUCUCGGGUGGAUGCAUGAACAUGGCUUUGGAGUUGCUAAAGACUUUCAUCUUGCGAAAAGGUUGUACGACCAGUCUUUAACGACUAAUCCAGAUGCGUAUCUUCCUAUCACACUAUCAUUAAUUAGGUUGAAUUCAAGAAGUUUUUGGGACUUUAUUACCGGAAUUGACACAGCUAGAAAUGAGGAAGAAUCAUCUAAAGGAUUAUUGUGGAAAGAUCCAUCUUUCAUUGAAGAUGAUGAAACAGGUGGGUCUGUAGAACAUGUUCAGAAUAUGGCAAAAGAUGAGGAGCAAAAGAAAUCAGACGAUUAUUUAAGUUCACUCUAUCCAGAUAUUUUCGACGAGGCCGAUGAAAGGGAAGCUUGGUUUGAAAGUUUAACGAUAUUAUUGAUGUGUAUUAUGGUAGGAUGGCUAGUUUAUAUUCGGCAAUUACGGUGGAAUCAUGCUCAACCAGCUGUUGCUGCACCAG
Molecule: messenger RNA, 1096 nt
Organism: Racocetra persica
Lineage: Eukaryota; Fungi; Glomeromycota; Glomeromycetes; Diversisporales; Gigasporaceae
Source: the annotation of a GenBank genome assembly